AACUCAAAAUUCUGGAGAAGGGGGUUAAGGGGAGAAGUAAAGGAGAUAUUGACAAGAAUAUACAAAAAAGAAAAUGGCUGGCUCUAACAUAAAAGCUGUGGUUCUCAUAACCGGUGAUAACAAUAUCAAAGGAUCACUUCAAUUCAUUCAAGAUUCCAAAGGGGUUACCCAUAUAAAUGGGAAGAUUACAGGAUUGACUCCAGGUCGUCAUGGUUUCCAUAUUCACGCUCUUGGGGAUACCACCAAUGGCUGCAAUUCCACUGGACCUCAUUUCAAUCCACUAAAGAAGAAUCAUGGUGCUCCAACUGAUAAAGAGAGACACGCGGGUGACCUAGGAAACAUAGUUGCUGGCCCUAAUGGAGUUGCUGAGGUUUCUAUUAAAGAUACCCAGAUUCCACUUAGCGGGGUGCAUUCAAUUCUUGGCAGGGCAGUUGUUGUGCAUGCUGAUAUCGACGAUCUCGGCAGAGGUGGGCACGAACUUAGCAAGACUACUGGGAAUGCCGGUGCAAGAAUUGGAUGUGGUAAUUCCUUCUACUAUGUUUUUCUUUUUUUCUUUUUUGUUUUAGUUAAUAAUUCUGUUCAUCCAAAGUUUUAAAAUCGCAGUAUGGUCUUGUGGCCUGCAUUAGCUGUGGCAAGAUUAGGUUGAAUUUUUCAUAAUAUAGAAAACCAGAAACAUCAGGUAUCCAUCUCCUGUGGUAAUUGAGCCGUAAAAAGAGAAAAGAACUGCCACACCGUGAACUGUGCUAAAUUGUUUCUAGGAGGAAAUGUCCACCUGAAUGGCUGAAUCGUGCAACCGUUAAAACAAAUAUUUUGAACCACAUAGAAUGGGGAUAUUCAUUUGACCAAGUGCCUAGAAUUUGGUUGUGAAUCCCAUUACACCGAAUGAUUUCCUCAUUUCAACUUUCCAUUUAUAUGACCUGAAAAAACCAUGGGAAGCCUUCCAGAACCUCAGAAGUGUCAGUUGAAUUUCUAUAGGGUAACAAUAAUUUUGUGAAUCUUCAUGAGACUGUUAUUGAGCAUUCUGUACAUAUUCCUUAGUUUUCACUUUACAGAUACUACUGAUGGAAGAUGUUGUGGUGCAGGUAUCAUCGGGCUCCAGUCAUCUGUUUAACCGUGGCUUGCAAUUUGCAUUGAACAAGUCAGAGUUGCUUACUGUCAGAAAAAGGAAUAUUACACCAGCAUGAAAUGUGUAAAAACAGCUCAAUUAUCAUAACACUUGUGAGUUAGUUCAGUUCGCAACAGCGCUACCUCAGUUCACUGUACCAAGUACUAAUGUAUGCAAACUAUGGCUUUUUUGUUCUAUCUUGUUCAGUUACUUCAGUACCUAAGCAAGCCAAAUGAUAAAACCAUAUGAGUUUAGACACUGCAUGUCUUGUCUAAAUGUUUGAAAUCUGAGCUUGUGAUUUGUUACUGGGAAUUUAAGCAGGGUAUGCUGUGAUGAGAUGUACAAACCGACUUUUUAAGUUCAAAUUCUCUUCA
Molecule: messenger RNA, 1479 nt
Organism: Papaver somniferum (opium poppy)
Lineage: Eukaryota; Viridiplantae; Streptophyta; Magnoliopsida; Ranunculales; Papaveraceae
Product: superoxide dismutase [Cu-Zn] 2-like
Exons: 6
Coding region: 74-595 (173 amino acids)
Biological process (GO): removal of superoxide radicals
Molecular function (GO): superoxide dismutase activity; copper ion binding
Source: RefSeq, a predicted model, not a curated record